GGCAGAACUAAAAUCUGAGCCCAGAUUGUCUGACUUUUAGGCCCUAUGCUCCGCUUCUUUCUACUUUCAGCUGCAUUUAAGAAGUUAUAAUGAAAGUAGAGCUUGUUAGUCAUCUUGAGAGUCUAUCUAGGGUGCACAAGCAAAGGACUUGAAAAACGUUGUGCUGUAUCUAGUCCCCAUGAUUUCUGAUGGGAAAUCUGCUGUCAGUCAAAUGGUUUUCUCCUAGGGAGUGCAAUCUGGAGAAGACAUACUGCAAUUCAUUGUCAAGGCACAGAAGUGACUAGCAAACAGGAGCCUGAGAGGGAAACGCCAGCCACUCAAGGACUGUCAAAAUGAGUGACAGCACUGUUUUGGUCCCUCCAACUUCAAGCCAGGGGCCGACAACUCCACGCAAAGGCCCCCCCAAGUUCAAGCAGAGGCAGACUCGCCAAUUCAAGAGUAAACCUCCUAAGAAAGGUGUGAAAGGGUUUGGAGAUGACAUUCCAGGCAUGGAGGGGCUGGGAACAGAUAUCACGGUGAUUUGUCCCUGGGAGGCAUUCAGCCACCUGGAAUUGCAUGAACUUGCCCAGUUUGGGAUUAUCUGAAGCAUCAGAUGUUCUACCACUCUCAACAACAUCCACUGUAACUUUCAUCAAUUUUGCCCUAUUGAUCUGCCAGAGUUUUGACAUUCAGUUAUUCAGAAGUGGUUUCUUUGACUUACAAGGUCAUUUUAAAACAUCAAUUACCAUCAAGAGUUCUCUUAGCAUCAGAAUCUUUCUUGCCGUGUAGCUCAGCUCAGAAUAGUUGAUUAAAGACUUAUUUUGGUCGAAGCAUUUCAAACUUUACCACUCUUUUCAAUUACCUGAUUAGAAGUCAUCAGUAUUUCUCUAUUUUUGUUUAUGUGUAAGUGCUUAGACCCUAUUUUUGCUAGGCAUUCAUUAUGCUAGUAACAGACAUUUAAGGUAACAUUUAUGUCAUUCCUCUCUCCUUAUUUAUUAAAGAAGAUAUUUACUUUGAAUCUUAUGGUGAAAAUGUAUUCAAUGCCAUAUGUAAAUAUCUGAUGCCCUGUUCUGAGAGCCAGUUAAAAAAAGUCUCAGUCAUAUAGGAAACAAACACAGUGCAUACAAAAGAGCAUAGGGUUAAGAUUCAAGUCCAAAUUCUGCUUUGUAAAGUCAUGUACUUUCUGGGUCCAAAUUUCAUUAAACUAGAUUAUCCCAGAUGUCCUAUGUAGUUCAAAAUGGCAUAGUUCUAAGCCCAUGGAAAACUGAAGAUUUAAACUCAGAAUUUUGAUGAUGUGAGCCUUCUUUUCAGUGUCCCGCUUCAGGAAGAGUCCCCUUCACAGCAUUCCGUCAAUGAAAUUAUUCCAUCCAAUGGCUUAAGAAGAGAGUCACAGGUUAUUUGUACAAACUUUGGCUGGCCUUUUGUGCAUCUAUAAUCAAUCACCUUUGAACUGUCAAUGGAUUCUUUAGAGAAAUAAAGAGAAAAUAAAUCAGUAAAAUUUUUUAAAAAGAAAUUCAAUGGAAAAGACUUGUAUGCUGUAAAGUUUCUAAUCAGGUGCAAAAAGAUCAUUGAUCCUUUAAAUAAAAUGAAGGUUUGCCUCACCCCUAAA
This is a messenger RNA of Carlito syrichta (Philippine tarsier), 1588 nucleotides long. It is a transcript of the gene PDE6H, whose product is annotated as phosphodiesterase 6H. Gene Ontology annotation, cellular component: photoreceptor outer segment membrane. Bases 333 to 584 code for a protein of 83 amino acids. The record is from RefSeq and is a predicted model, not a curated record. Gene Ontology annotation, biological process: visual perception; positive regulation of G protein-coupled receptor signaling pathway; positive regulation of epidermal growth factor receptor signaling pathway. Gene Ontology annotation, molecular function: cGMP binding; 3',5'-cyclic-nucleotide phosphodiesterase activity. NCBI's taxonomy places the organism in Eukaryota, Metazoa, Chordata, Mammalia, Primates, Tarsiidae. The transcript is spliced from 6 exons.